Molecule: messenger RNA, 1457 nt
Organism: Rosa rugosa (rugosa rose)
Lineage: Eukaryota; Viridiplantae; Streptophyta; Magnoliopsida; Rosales; Rosaceae
Exons: 2
Coding region: 146-1204 (352 amino acids)
Source: RefSeq, a predicted model, not a curated record
AGGAGAUGACGUUUUGAAGAUAGAGCAGAACAAGAAUUCAACCUCUGCUUCACAGAGAAACCCCGAACCAUGGGAGAACCCAAAUCACCCCCUCUUUCUCCAUCAUUCAGAUCAACCUGGCGCAACUCUUGUGUCCCAACCACUGAUGGAAGAUAAUUACACCACAUGGGUCCAGUCUAUGAGCAUGGCCCUGACUAUCAAGAAUAAGAAAGGCUUCAUUGAUGGGACUCUCAAGAGACCAACACAUAAUCCUACUGAGCAGCAACAAUGGGAUCGAUGCAAUACCCUUGUCAAGACUUGGCUACUUGGAGCAAUGUCAAAGGAGAUCUCAAGCAGUGUUAUUCACUGCAAAGAAGCGAGAGAUAUGUGGACUGAGAUUCAGGAGCGGUUCUCUCAUACGAAUACAGUUCAACUAUUUAAUAUAGAGAAUGCUAUUCAUGACUGCGAACAAGGUGCAAAUUCAGUUACAGCAUUUUUCACAAAACUUAAAAGUCUUUGGGAUGAAAAGGAUGCCCUUUGUACUUUUCCACCAUGCCAAUGUGAAGCAGCUGCUGAAGUCAAAGCCUCUCUAGAAACACAGAAGACUAUGAAGUUUCUGAUGGGACUUGGUGAGAGCUAUGCAACCAUUCGAAGUAAUGUAAUUGGAAUGGAUCCACUUCCAAAUGUAAACAAGGCUUAUGCCAUGGCCUUGCGUCAUGAGAAACAGGCAGAGGUCUCUAAUGGGAAGACAUCUGCACCACCUGAAGCGUCCGCUUUUUCUGUGAAAAAGUUCCAUCGUGCUACUAAUUCAACAGAAGGAGAGAAGAAAUGUGAAAAGUGCAACAUGACAAACCAUAGCACGAAAAAUUGCAGGGCACAUCUCAAAUGCACCUAUUGUAAUGGCAAGGGGCAUACCUACGAAUAUUGUCGUAGGAGGAAAAAUGCAAUGGAAGGAGGGCAACGAGCAAGGGCCAACCAUGUAGCUUCUUCAAGUGACAACAAAGAAGGGAUGACAACCUUUCCCUUUUCCCAAGAGGAGUGUAAUCAAAUGCUUGGUCUUCUGAGCAAAUUUAAGACCGUUGCUAGCAACCAAGAUGAUUAUCACCAAAUGCUAGGAGCCUUGAACAAGCCUAACUCAUCUGCAGUCAAUCUUGUUGGUAAUGUUCCUAAUUAUGAGGAACUUUCAGGACCUACGAUCGGGGAAGACGAUUGGGACGGGAACUGAGAGUGAAGGACUUUACUGCCUUAAUCUACCACAGAAAGGAGCCUGUAAUAUGGUGCGCAGCAAACCUCAAAAUUUAUGGCACCAAAGACUAGGGCACCCCUCCAUCAAAGUAUUUCCAUUAUUUCCUUUCCUUGCAAAUAAAACUUGCGAUGCAAGUACUUGUUCCGUUUGUCCUUUGGCCAAACUAACCAGACAACCUUUUCCAUUAAGUGUUACAUUGAGUGACUCUUGUUUUGAUCUCAUCCAUGUUGAU